Messenger RNA from Phragmites australis (common reed), 1476 nucleotides. RefSeq names its product glutamine synthetase cytosolic isozyme 1-1. The transcript is spliced from 11 exons. Gene Ontology annotation, molecular function: glutamine synthetase activity. The record is from RefSeq and is a predicted model, not a curated record. Bases 106 to 1176 code for a protein of 356 amino acids. Lineage: Eukaryota; Viridiplantae; Streptophyta; Magnoliopsida; Poales; Poaceae. Gene Ontology annotation, cellular component: cytoplasm.
CCUCCCCACCGAUCUCUUCGUCUCACACCACCACCACCGUCUCCCCUCAGUCCUCUUCCUCCUUCCCGACCCGUGCGCUUGCCUGUGCCACUGCGGUCGCCGGCCAUGGCCUGCCUCACCGACCUCGUCAACCUCAACCUCUCCGACACCACCGAGAAGAUCAUCGCCGAGUACAUAUGGAUCGGUGGAUCUGGCAUGGAUCUCAGGAGCAAGGGCAGGACCCUCUCCGGCCCGGUGACCGAUCCCAGCAAGCUGCCCAAGUGGAACUACGACGGGUCCAGCACCGGCCAGGCCCCCGGCGAGGACAGUGAGGUCAUCCUGUACCCACAGGCUAUCUUCAAGGACCCAUUCAGGAGGGGCAACAACAUCCUUGUCAUGUGCGAUUGCUACACCCCUGCUGGCGAGCCAAUUCCCACCAACAAGAGGCACAACGCUGCCAAGAUCUUCAGCAACCCUGAGGUUGCUGCUGAGGAGCCCUGGUAUGGUAUUGAGCAAGAAUACACCCUCCUGCAGAAGGACACCAACUGGCCCCUUGGGUGGCCUCUUGGUGGGUUCCCUGGUCCUCAGGGUCCUUACUACUGCGGUAUCGGUGCGGACAAGUCAUUCGGGCGCGAUAUAGUUGACUCCCACUACAAGGCUUGCCUGUACGCCGGCAUCAACAUCAGCGGCAUCAAUGGAGAGGUCAUGCCAGGACAGUGGGAGUUCCAAGUUGGCCCGGCUGUCGGCAUUUCUGCCGGUGAUCAGGUCUGGGUUGCUCGCUACAUUCUUGAGAGGAUUACCGAGAUUGCCGGUGUCGUGGUCACAUUCGACCCGAAGCCUAUCCCAGGUGACUGGAACGGUGCUGGUGCUCACGCAAACUACAGCACCAAGUCCAUGAGGAACGACGGCGGGUACGAGGUGAUCAAGGCCGCGAUCGAGAAGCUGAAGCUGCGUCACAGGGAGCACAUCGCCGCCUACGGCGAGGGCAACGAGCGCCGGCUAACCGGCAGGCACGAGACCGCUGACAUCAACACCUUCAGCUGGGGGGUGGCCAACCGUGGCGCGUCGGUGCGCGUGGGGCGCGAGACGGAGCAGAACGGCAAGGGCUACUUCGAGGACCGCCGGCCGGCGUCCAACAUGGACCCCUACGUCGUCACCUCCAUGAUCGCCGACACCACCAUCGUCUGGAAGCCCUGAACGCGUCGUCCCAGCUGCGCAGGAUCCGGCGAUUGCAUUGUGCCGGUGACACGAUUCUUGUUCCAAGAUUCACGCAAGCGUCUCACCUCCUACCCGUUCCGUUGCGUUUGGUUAUACGCUGCUACUCCCACUUCUACUACAUUUAGUUAGGGUCUGGGUCAGGUCAUUUCGCCAUGGGUGAUGGUGGUGCAAGCUGUGUGCCAAGACAAAACAAAACGUUGUUGCUUCCUUGCCGUCCGUUUGGGUGGUCUUGUGCAAUCCAAUAAUGGCCGUACCACAGCGGUGGUACUACUUGCAUCA